AUGCUCCGCACAUUCCUCGCACGCAGCUGCCAGCCCCAGCGCAUCCUCACCAGAGCCAUCGUCCCCUCGGCCCCUUCCGGCAUCCGCUUCAUCGCCACCACCAGCCAGCCCGCUGCUCAUCCUGAAGGCAAGGAAUGCUUCCUCGAGCGCCUCUCUGGCGAGGAUCAAGGCAUCGCUGUCUUGAACUUCAACAGACCCAAGGCCUUCAACGCCCUCUCCCGCAAGUUUGUUGGCGAGUUCCGUGAUGCCCUUCAGGAGCUCCGUUACGACAACGAUGCUCGCGUUGUCAUCGUCAGGAGUUUGGUUGAGGGCGCUUUCUGCGCUGGUGCCGAUUUGAGAGAGCGUUCCACCAUGAACGCGACUGAGGUCAGACAGUUUUUGACCAGCUUAAGAGACAGCUUCCGCGAGCUCGAGACUUUGCCCAUCCCCACCAUUGCCGUCAUUGAUGGAGCUGCCCUCGGUGGUGGUUUGGAGAUGGCCUUGUGCUGCGAUAUGCGUGUCGGAGGUGGUAACAAGAAGGUCAAGAUUGGUCUUGUCGAGACCAAGCUUGCCAUCAUCCCUGGUGCUGGUGGUACUCAGCGUUUGCCUCGCCUGAUCGGAAUCCCCAAGGCCAAGGAACUUAUCUACUCUUCCAAGAUUUUGAACUCUGCUGCUGCCAAGGAUAUUGGCAUUUUGAACCACGCUGUCACUGAGGAAUCGGGAUACAACAAGGCCUUGGAGGUCGCUCGCGAGAUCUUGCCCAUGGGUCCCCUUGCUAUCCGCAUGGCCAAGCAAGCUAUCGAUAAGGGUACUCAGUUCGAGAUUGAUUCUGGAUUGGAGUACGAGCAGGCCUGUUACGCCCAGAUCAUGCCCUCUGAGGAUCGUUUGGAAGGUCUUGCUUCCUUCCGUGAGAAGAGAAAGCCCGUCUACAAGGGCAAGUAA
Linnemannia hyalina is the source of this 921-nucleotide messenger RNA. Lineage: Eukaryota; Fungi; Mortierellomycota; Mortierellomycetes; Mortierellales; Mortierellaceae. The record is from the annotation of a GenBank genome assembly.